Exophiala xenobiotica is the source of this 1143-nucleotide messenger RNA. RefSeq lists its product as hypothetical. NCBI's taxonomy places the organism in Eukaryota, Fungi, Ascomycota, Eurotiomycetes, Chaetothyriales, Herpotrichiellaceae. Bases 296 to 901 code for a protein of 201 amino acids. The record is from RefSeq and is a predicted model, not a curated record. The transcript is spliced from 2 exons.
GUUUCCGCUGCCCUACACAUUUCCUGCAUGAGCAAAACGAGGACCAUACACAGUUGGGAGCAUAUAAUUGGCCUGCGCAACCAGCCAAAGACCUGAAACUGCACAGACAGACUAUCCAGAUUACUUAGCCACCAUGAGCGACACUGAGAGCAAGAAGCGGGAGAUUUUUGAGUAAGUUGUCCUCUCUUUAUGCCAUAGACAUGUCAUCCGAAGCCUUGUGCUGCCUAUGUAUUGAUGUCUCUGUAGUCAGACCGCUGUGAGCCACCAGACCGACUUUGCGCCUCUUCUCAAGGCUAUGAUCCAGGAGAUCCAGGAUCGACGUCUCUGGAUCCGUGGCAACUGGACGGGCGUUCGCCUGCUGGAUUAUGCCUGUGGUGCCGGUACCGCUUCAAAAGCCUUGAUGCCUUUCGUAAGUCAAGCUGUGGGCCUCGACUUCUCCGAGGGCAUGGUUGCAGAGUACAACAAAUGGGCGGCGGCGAGGGGGUUUGGCCCAGAGCGUGCACACGCGUAUCAGCAUAAUCUACUAAACGACGACGAAGUUCAGGCUGUAACGAGACAGAAGCCUGAGCUUGUCUCCAACUUCGACGUCGUCGUGCUAGGCUCGGCGUUGCAUCACGUCGAUGACACAGCGAAGCUGCUGGAGCGGCUCGCGAAGUGUCUGAGGGCUGGAGGUGUUUGUGUGGUCUUGGACAAAGCCCCCGAUACCGAUGAGAACAGCGAGUCAACGUCUCUGGCAACAGAGAAACCACGAGCGUUCACUGAAGCGGGUAUGCGACAAUUGUACAUGGCUGCAGGGCUUGGUGGGAACUUUGAGUAUCAGCUCAUGAAGCCCGUUGAGUUCACGCUGCACGGCCGGAAGAUGAAUGUCACUGGCUUCAUUGCGAGAGGAGAGUUAUCGUAGGGCAAGGAUGGUUUGUCAGGCAUCUAUAUUCAAUUGCAUGCAACAAUGCUACAGGGGUAUCUCUUUUCCAACGCCCAACAGAUCAUACACACCCUCCGAAACAAGAGACGCUCAUUCAAUGUCCGGUCUCAGUCGGGCACUGAGCGCAGGAAAUCCCAUUGUCGGUCAGAUUGAUCCUGCAAUUGUAAUGCCAUAGUCUGUUUGAAGAAACGUGCCUGCGCCAUGAUCUGAUCCAUAUCAAA